UCAUGCUUUACAACAUCCGCCUACGUCUCCCGCAGAGUAGAGGGAGAAGGAAGUUCGGGUCGACAAACUAGUAAAUGCCAACUUUCUCGUCUCGCACUCGCUGUCAUGGCCCUAACAACGCGUUUUAGAUGACGCCGAUAUGUUUGUGUAGAUAAGCUGUACCGGGGAAAGGGAAAGAUGUGUGAGUUUUCGGCGCUGGCGACCGGUCUGCUGGUCGUGUUGUGGACUUCCGUGUGCGUAGAAAGUGUUUCGUCCCCGUCCGGUUUUCUGCGUAUACCCGGCGAUGGCAAAAAAGUUUUGAGAAUCCCGCUGAAGAGGAUAUCGAGAGAAAUCAGCGAGGACGUGUUGGAGGGAGAUGUCGGGGCCGAUCCGAGCGCACAGGAGGACAACUUACGGGGGAAACCAGGGCAAGGGUACUACGUAGAGAUGGCCCUGGGCACCCCUCCCCAACUGUUGAACAUCUUGGUCGACACAGGCAGCAGUAACUUUGCUGUAGGAGCAGCACCUCAUCCCUUCUUGAACAAGUACUUUGAUAGGAGUUCAUCAUCUACCUACAUGGAUUCGCAGAAGUCUGUCUACGUGCCGUACACACAAGGCAACUGGAAGGGUUCGCUUGGCACGGACGAGGUCAGCCUCCCCUCCGGACCAAAUGUGACAGUCCGUGCGAACAUCGCCAGCAUCACCAGUUCCAGUAACUUCUUCAUUAACGGCUCCAACUGGGAGGGCAUUCUGGGACUGGCCUACUCAGAAAUAGCACGGCCUGACUCUACUGUGGAGCCCUUCUUUGACUCCAUGGUGAAGGAGGGAAACAUUCCUGACAUCUUCUCCAUGCAGCUGUGUGGGACAAUAGACCAGGGCAACACCACAGACAUCAGUGUGGGGGGAACCAUGAUUGUAGGAGGAAUAGAUGCUGACCUGUAUGAGGGGCCCAUCAUGUACAGCAGCCUGAGGAGAGAGUGGUACUACGAGGUCAUCAUCACGAAGAUGGAGGUGGAUGAAGAAGACCUUGGAAUGGACUGCAAGGAGUACAACUUUGACAAGACUAUAGUUGACAGCGGCACCACCAACCUCAGAGUCCCCAAGAAAGUCUUCCGGAAAGUCAAGGAAAUGCUGGAUGCCAAGACAGAUAUCGACAUCCCCCCAGAGUUCUGGACGGGUGAGGACCUGAUGUGCUGGAAGAUCGGUUCCACACCGUGGGAACACUUCCCUCCCAUGGGCAUCUACCUGCAGGGCACCUCCAACAGUGAGGAGUUCAAGCUCCUCAUCUCCCCGCAGCAGUACAUGCGCGCCGUCAGCGACGGGCUAGGCCGCACCGAGGACUGCUACAAGUUUGCCAUCACCUCAUCAGACACAGGAACUGUGAUUGGAGCUGUAGUGAUGGAGGGAUUCUACGUUGUCUUCGACAGGGCAAACAAGACGGUGGGCUUUGCCAAGUCCACAUGUGGAGUCCGAGACACAACCCAGUCCUCAGGGGUGGCAGGACCAUUCCCACACAGUAACACGACUGACUGUGCGUACACGGUGCCUCAGGAAGACACCACAGUGCUAAUGAUGGUGGCAUACGUGAUGGCGGGGAUCUGCGGCAUGUGCAUGCUGCUGCUGGUCGUCAUGCUGGGGCAGUGGCAGGUGCGCAGGUGGAGACGAAGCUUGGACGACUGUGCAGACGACACCUCACUGCUCAAGAGCAACACGUCUUACUGAUCAGCUCUAUCAAAGUAACAGUUACUCAAGCAACUGGAUAGAUUUUGAAAAUGGUCAGACAUUCCUGGUAGCAUCCACUACCUUUGGUCUGUGACUAAAACGGCUGACCAUUUUCAAAAUCUAUCCCGUUGCUUAAGUAACUGUCAGUUUGGUAUCUUGUAAUGUGGAUAGAUCGACAGAUCAUCUGUAUCAUUUCUUAAGUCUUUAGAAUUUCUGUUGUUGCAGAUGUCUUGACUCAGUGUUUCUUUUUGUCAGUAUUCUACUUACUGUUCUGUGGUGAAGAACUGUCUUUGUAUAUAGUUGGUAACUAAUUGUGCCGGCAGAGCCUACAAAUUCUCAUGGUAGAUUUUGUGCCACGCUUGUAAAUUAAUUCUUAGGAUGUUACUAAAAGAGUCAGCAAAUCUACAAUAGAAUACCAACACAUCAUCAAAUAAAUGAUACACACUAUUUUACAAUAUUUACUUCUUCUAUGUUUAUAUCAGUUUGUAGGUUUUCUCUUCACUGUGCACAUGUGCUAUUUUCUCACAGAUGUUAGAGAAAAUAAUUUUAGACAAAAGUUAACAUGUUCAAACAUGUUGAAGUAAGCAAUAGCCUAAUGUGAGUCAUGUGAUUUUAAUGUCAUUGCCAAAAGAAUCAUCACAAGCCAUUGCUAUUUAUUGUCAAAGUUUGAAGCGUGAAUUAUCUGUAAAAAAGUGACGCAGUUACCAGUUUUUAGAGUAACAAAAGUUUCCACUCUUAUUUAUCUCUACAAGGAAAAUACUAAAUCAGCACUGAAUACUAAGUACUAGUAAUUUUUUUAUCAGGGACGUAUGUUAGUAUUUGUCACAGUUAGAGCCACAAAAAAUAUGCACGUUUUAUUUUGAAGCAGAUUUUUCUUGUUUAGAUAUUUGUUUGUUUGUUUGUUAACUUUCUAUGGUGUAUAUAUUAUUUUCAAAGUGCAAUUCGCACAACACUUAUAAAGUCAUGAUCAUUCCAUAAAAACUAAAUAUGUGUGUUAAAUGUAAAAAAAGACAGUGUAUAGAGCAGUAUAUUUUUAGACACUAGAUAUUUAGUGAUACAUGAAUGAUAGACUAUGCAAGGACAAUUUGUAAUGAUAAGAUAAGAAGAUAAGAGAUGUUAAAGAUAAAGUGUUGAAGAGAGGCUUGUACUUGAUCUAUCCUGGAGGUGUCAUGACAAAAUUGUGCAAAGUUGGUGUUUCAACAGUAUCUGGUAGGAAGGAAGUUAACUUUUCAGCUUAGUAUAUAGUCAUGCUACAGAAGUAUGGCAUCAUUACAUCAUAGUAUUAUCAAGCUACCUUAAUUUGUAUUGAUUGUACUGGUUUCGGCCAAGGAGGUUGAAGAGAAAAUAUUCCUUAUAUUUAAAAAAUGUACUUUUUAAAGCUUUUGUGUCCAUAAUGUCUGAAGAGAUGAGAAA
Branchiostoma belcheri (Belcher's lancelet) is the source of this 3114-nucleotide messenger RNA. RefSeq names its product beta-secretase 1-like. The record is from RefSeq and is a predicted model, not a curated record. The coding region runs from base 178 to 1701 and encodes 507 amino acids. The transcript is spliced from 11 exons. Gene Ontology annotation, cellular component: endosome; trans-Golgi network; membrane. NCBI's taxonomy places the organism in Eukaryota, Metazoa, Chordata, Leptocardii, Amphioxiformes, Branchiostomatidae. Gene Ontology annotation, biological process: membrane protein ectodomain proteolysis; amyloid-beta metabolic process. Gene Ontology annotation, molecular function: aspartic-type endopeptidase activity.